AUGAUGAACGGUAUUGCUCAGUCUGAUUUUGAACAAUUCUUGAAUCUACAUGAAGAUCAACUGAUAGCAAGUGGAAUACCUGGUCACUUUUGGUAUCGAUUACAUGAAAAACUUGUUCAUGAAAUAUAUGAUGCGAGUACAUGUGUCAUGAUGCAACAGAUUGAGUAUACAGAUGAGAGUGAUGGUGAUGAUGAUAAUAAUGAAGAUAGUGACAAAGAUUCAACUGGUGUUCAUCGACAAUGGGAUAUUGUAGUCAGUGCUGAAAAAGUUUCAUCAUCUGACAGUAAUAAUAUAUUCUUGGUUGAUCAUGCAUGGACAUUUGAAGCAGGAUCUAUGCGACAAAGUCUGUUUGCACUUCCUAAUCUCUUACAACGUAUGGCUUCAUUAAUGGAUAUUGUACACUCGACAACAGACCAACAAAAUGAAGAGAUUAUUUCAGAAAUUAGCAAAACAGUAUGGAAAUUUUGUCGACAUUAUAAAUUAUCAGCGCAACAGAAUGCUGCCCUAUUGUCACAGAUACCGGAAUUACAACAUCUUAUGUGGUAUGUGCUUGAUGAAGUUGGAUCGCGUAUUCAACAUUCUGAUGAACCUACAGCUCGUAUGGUCCCAUUCUAUUAUGUUCCACGAAAUCUCUGUUAUUCCAUCUUCUGGUUUGUUACCGACCUCCAAGAAGGUGACAGUGUAACUGUUGACUACAUAGAGCAUAUAAAAGACGCUGAAUUACGACCUUACUACUUACUACCCUGGCAACCAGUAGAUUUUUCUAGUAAACCAGUUGAACAUACUUACGUAUUGACAAAUGAAUUUUUCACAUCACAUCGAAUACAAGAAACACUGCCUGUAGCGUGUCGAUCUGAGGAGAUAAUUGAACGGGAGACACUAUGUGUCUAUGCAGAUUUAGAACAAGUUAAAAAGUAUUUAACUCAUCCGCGGUUUACUUUUGUCGAUUCACCGGAGAAAGCUGAUAUUUUAUGGAUGCAUGAACAUUUCAAAGAAUUUGAACGUUUAUCUAUAGAUCGCCCAAAUACAUUUGUUAAUCAAUUCCCUGGGGAAAGUAUUCUCACUGUUAAAGAUCUAUUGGCAAGUUUAGCAGCAAUAUUAGCAAAAGAUAGCUAUGAACUAUCUGGUCAAUCGAAUAACACAAAUGAUAAUAAUAAUAAUAUCGAUGAAAAACUUUCAACACCAUGGUAUCCGAUUACAUUUAAUUUAGUCUAUGAGCUUCCACAGUUUUGUUCGUAUUUUCAAUCAAAAUGUAAUGAAAUCGGUAAUAACAAAGAUGAAGAGACGACAAGUACGGAAAAAAAUUUAUGGAUAUUGAAACCAUGGAAUCUUGGCCGAGGCUUAGGCAUAAUUAUUACAGAUAAUCUUGAUAGAAUUAUUAAGACAUGUGAUACUAACCCAAUGAUUGCUAGUCGAUAUAUCACUGAUCCUGUUCUAUUUUAUCGUGAUGAUUUACAAGCUAAUGUGAAAUUUGAUAUUCGUUAUAUAGUGCUGUUGCAUUCUGUUAAACCAUUAACUCUAUUCGCCUACAAAGUAUUUUGGCUUCGAUUUGCAAACAAACCGUUUAUUUUACAGGAUUUCGAUGCCUACGACAGACAUUUCACAGUGAUGAAUUAUCGUGCUGCUGACAAUUUGAAACAAAUCCAUUGUGAUGAAUUUAUUGAACUAUUCAAUAAACAAUAUCCAGACUAUCAGUGGUCAAAUGUCGAGCGAAAAAUACAUCAACUUCUUGUGGAAAUCUUUCAAGGCGCUACAAAAUAUCCUGCUCCACGUGGUUUAACGCAUAAUUGUCAGUCACGUGCAUUGUAUGCCGUUGAUUUACUUUUAGAAUGGCGUCCACUAACGUCAUCAACACUUCCAAGUACUUCAUUAACAUCAGAAAGAAAGAAAGAUAUCUUUCCUGUCGUAUGUGAAGUCAAUUUUUCACCAGAUUGUGAAAGAGCUUGUCGUUAUCAUCCAGACUUUUUCAAUGAUGUAUUCUCAUGCCUGUUUCUUAAUCAAUCACCUGAAUUAUGUAAUAUCAACAAAUUAACAUAA
Messenger RNA from Trichobilharzia regenti, 2037 nucleotides. The record is from the annotation of a GenBank genome assembly. NCBI's taxonomy places the organism in Eukaryota, Metazoa, Platyhelminthes, Trematoda, Strigeidida, Schistosomatidae.